GACUUCCGGGGUCAGCGGCGCGAGCUGUGCCGGUCGCCGCGCUGUGAGCGAAACCCGGAAGCGGUGCCGGGAUGGGGGAGUCCAUCCCGCUGGGCGCUCCGGUGCCGGUGGAGCAGGCGGUGCUGGAGACGUUCUUCUCCCACCUGGGCAUCUUCUCGUACGACAAGGCCAAGGACAACGUGGAGAAAGAACGCGAGGCCAACAAGUCGGCGGGUGCCAGCUGGCUGGCCGCUGCUGGCGGGCUGGCGCACCUGGCGGCCGCCGAGAAGGCCUACCACAGCAUGACGUUCCUGGGCCAGAAGCUAGGUGGUCAGUCAUUCUUCAGCCGAAAGGACUCCAUCCGAACCAUCUACACAUCCCUGCAUAAUGAGCUGAAGAAGGUGGUGGCGACGGGUCGCAAUGCACUAGGAGGAACAGCUCCUCACUUGGAAGAGCUGCUUUCUCACCUGUCUGAACAGCUCUGUUUUUUUGUUCAGGCUCGGAUGGAAAUUGCUGACUUCUAUGAAAAAAUGUACACGCUCAGCACCCAAAAGUUCAUUAACUCUGAGGAACUGGUAAACAUUUUGGAAUCCAUCCUAAAGAAAUAUAGCUCAAGAUUUCAUCACCCAAUCCUCAGUCCUCUUGAAAGCAGUUUUCAGCUGGAAGUAGAUGUGCUUGCGCACCUCUUAAAGGCUCAGGCUCAGAUCUCAGAGUGGAAAUUCCUUCCAUCCCUGGUCAACUUGCACAGCGCUCACACAAAGCUACAGACGUGGGGCCAGAUAUUCGAAAAACAACGAGAGACCAAAAAGCAUCUGUUUGGGGGGCAGUCCCAGAAAGCCGUGCAACCUCCUCACCUCUUCCUCUGGCUGGUGAAACUCAAAAACAUUCUCCUUGCCAAGUUUAGCUUUUACUUUCACGAGGCCCUUAGCCGACAAACGACCGCUUCUGAAAUGAAAACUCUGACUGCUAAAACCAAUCCUGAUUACUUUGGGAAAAUUUCCAGUUUCAUUCGUAAAUACGACGCUGUCAACGUCUCCUUAAUCUUUGACAAUCGUGGAUCGGAGAGUUUUCAAGGACAUGGUUAUCAUCAUCCCCACUCUUACAGGGAAGCUCCCAAAGGAGUGGAUCAGUAUCCCGCAGUGGUGUCUCUGCCCAGUGACAGGCCAGUUAUGCACUGGCCCAAUGUAAUCAUGAUUAUGACUGACAGAACCUCUGACCUCAACACUUUGGAGAAGGUUGUUCAUUUCUACGAUGACAAAGUCCAAAGCACCUAUUUUCUGACUCGCCCUGAACCUCAUUUCACCAUUGUAGUUAUUUUUGAGUCCAAGAAGUCAGAAAGGGAUUCUCAUUUUAUUUCUUUUCUCAAUGAAAUUUCACAUUCCCUUAAGAACUCCAAAGCUUUCGCAAGUUUGAAGCCUGGAUCCAAAGGGUAAAAUAAGUAAAUAAAACAAGUUAUCAAGGCAGACUGCCGGCCUUGGGGUAACCGCAGCUUCAAGGAUUGCAUGAACUCAUGAUUAUCAUCGUCUAAUUGAAAAGGAACCAUUAUUUUUAAUGAUAUAAGUUCUGUUAAAAAAAAAACAACUAACUGACUCGGGGAAAAAAAAGUAUUUUUGGCAGUAUUCAGUGGGUAACUGAACUGCGGGGUGCUGAAUGGCAACAGUGAGAGCUUCUUUGUGUGAGUGUGGUUUUCAAUUUGCAGUAUGAUUUAUUUUUUCAGUCCCCAACUUAGUUGCCUGUAUACCAGAGGAAUAUAAUAUAUGCACUUUAUUGUAGUCUAAUCUAUAGAGAUGACUGAAAAUGCGAUGAGGGUGGAAAAUGCAUAUUUUCAAAAAACCAAAAAACUGUCUGAAAAGAAUCACUUCUGGGAUCUGUACACCUAUGGAAGGGAAUAUUAAAAGGUGUGGGUCUGCAAGAGCACCGUUUAAAUAAAUCAGAUACAUGAAUCACAAAGGAGCUCCCUGAUUAAAACACUUUUGAAAUGGUC
This is a messenger RNA of Coturnix japonica (Japanese quail), 1963 nucleotides long. RefSeq names its product KICSTOR subunit 2 (gene KICS2). NCBI's taxonomy places the organism in Eukaryota, Metazoa, Chordata, Aves, Galliformes, Phasianidae. The record is from RefSeq and is a predicted model, not a curated record. Gene Ontology annotation, cellular component: KICSTOR complex. Gene Ontology annotation, biological process: cellular response to glucose starvation; protein localization to lysosome; cellular response to amino acid starvation.